Messenger RNA from Amoebophrya sp. A25, 2817 nucleotides. The record is from the annotation of a GenBank genome assembly. NCBI's taxonomy places the organism in Eukaryota, Dinophyceae, Syndiniales, Amoebophryaceae.
CCAACACCUCCAUCCGAUGAAGUAGAAAAAUGCAUAUUUCUCGCUAUCGGGGACAUGCUUUGUUGGUGAGACGACCGGAACCAGCUUCGCCGGGGGGUGUUAUUGUUACACUCAUUGAAGUACCGAGGGAUCCGUCAUUAUAAAACUCUCGAAGAUGGCCCUAUAUCCAGAAUACCGUAGACAGCAACUCUUGAUCUCAUACUCAUACUCGUUGAAGUUAGGGUAAAGCAAGUAAAAACAUGCCAGAAAGUCCUGGAGUCGUGCGUCCUGGAGAUGCUGACCUUGGUGCAAACAAGACCAACAUGGUUACAUCAAAUGGUGGUGAAGCUGGUGGAAAUACCACUACUACGAGUGCUACGAUUCUAGGUGGUCUCAACGUUCCACAUCGAUGUAUAAGUCAGAAUCGAGCAAAGGAAUUGGUGUCAACUGCGACAAACCUUUUGGCAGGAGGUCGUGGAAUUUUGGCUGUCGAUGAGCCACCUUUCAGGAUGGAACAACGACUGGGAGCUGUUGGGGUAUUUGGGUUUUCGUUACUUUUUGAAUUUGAUUUUGAAUGAAAGGAUGAGGGAUUAAAUAUACUUAAUACUACAGUGAACUAAAAAUAGUUGUUAAAUCUAUACCUUUGGGAUCAUUUUUUGGCGGUCGUUGUAAUUGACCUUCUUGUGAUCUUUCUUCAAAACCAUAAUCGAUUCCAAUGAUGACUUCCAACGCUCAAUUACAAUCACUUCGCAGGUAACCAACACUCCCGAGAACCGACUUGCUUGGAGAGAGACGAUGUUUAAAACUCCGGAACUGGGACAGUAUAUUUCAGGCGUAAUCCUACACGAAGAGACAUUGUAUCAAGAGAUAGACGGUCUGCCGAUACCGAAUUUUCUCCGGGAGAAGGCUCAGAUUAUAUUAUGGCAACGUGUUUAUCCUUAAGAUACGAGGUGUAUGCUUGGUGCUUAACCUUAAGUUACAACAAGUUACAACAAGUAGAGCUAGAGGGCUUACUUAGUAUCUAUUAAUAAUACAUAGGUUCAUUUGCACUCGAACAAUUCGUAUUCGUGUCGGGUGAACUGAAUCAUCUUGUUUGCUGGUAGUGGUCGCUAUGUAUCGCACACUUGACAGACAGACCUCUCUCAACAUUUCUCUGGUGUUAUAGUUUCUUUGAGUUUCUAAAUCUAAGGUUUAAGGUUGAUAUUAACUAAGGUUACGAAGUUGUACCACUACGCAUGAAAACUUCAACUCCUCUAAUGCCUCCCGGCAUCAAAGUUGAUGGUGGUGUUCUAGAAAAUGCAGGUCCCGAUGGCGAGAAGUCCACUGCUGGCCUGGACUCUUUACAGACCCGUUGUGAGGCUUUCUACAAUGCUGGUGCGCGCUUCACUAAGUGGAGAUGUGUUUUGGAAAUCAAAGCCAGGACUAAUGGAGAUGGUACAUCUUCCUAUGAAAUGCCGUCAGCGUGGUCACUCAACAACACAGCUUGGCUCUUGGCGAGAUAUGCGGCUAUUUCUUAUGAUGCAGCAGAGACAUACUCUUAUUCAUAUACUAAUAAGUGGUGGAAUAGGAAUAUGUUGUCGUCUUAUAACCCUCUAGUAUGCGACCUGUGCUUCUAGUUCUACAACGAUCACGAAUCAUACUUCUCUAAACAGCUUUCGCUGUUUUCCAGGCUUAGCUAGCUAUGCAUACACGACUUCUCCACCGUGCAAUAAUUGUGAUCCUCCUGCUCUAAUUCCAACAAGCUGCUGGCUUAGUGCCCAUUGUCGAACCUGAAGUGAUCCCUGAUGGCACGCAUGGGAUAGAGAUUUGCGCCCAAGCCACCGAACUCGCACUGGCCGCUACGUUUGCGGGUCUCGCGAAACACGGUGUCUUGUUGGAAGGGUGCCUGCUUAAGCCCAAUAUGGUCACGCCGGGCGCGGCUGCACCGGGGAAGGAGUUAUGGUGUUCGUUUUUGAUGUAUUUUCAGCAGAUGGUCGUGUGACAGUGAUUUCAGUUUUACUAAAAGUAGGUAGAGCUGGAGGUCGGUAGAUGAAGCAGAGCAGAUCACAAAGAUAUUGGAAUUGGCCGUUCGCCGUGGUUCAUUAGUAUCUAUGAGAUAUUAAAAAGGCUUCUUCCCACCAACUUGAUGUUGAUUCUAACACAAGGAGCGAGCAACUCGGGUUUCAAAAGUGCCUCUGCUAGCGAAGUAGCUGGCCUGACCUUGCGCACUCUGUCCCGCACGGUCCCGCCAGCACUUGCAGGCGUCGUUUUCCUCAGUGGAGGCCAGAGUGAGGAAGACGCAUCAAAAAACCUCAGUAAGAUGAAUUCGACGAAAACAACCCGUCAUCCCUGGACUCUUACGUUCUCCUAUGGCAGGGCAAUGCAGGCGACGGCACUGAAGAAGUGGGGAGAAAGUUCUAAGCCAGAUGAAGCACAAGGGAUUCUCCUGGCGAGAGCAAAGUCCCAUAACGCAGCUGCAUUGGGACGAUUCGGGGAUGAUGAAAGCAAGGAGCAAAGCUCUUCCGAGUCCUUGUUCGUCAGUGGGUAUACGUACUAACUAGCUCACUAGCGCAACUACUUGUAGUGAAGUAGCUGUGGCACCGGUGAGUUCUUCUGAGAAGUGUCGGGCUCACUUGAACACGUAGCACUAGCAGGCUUUCUGUAAGUGAAGUAGCACCAGUACUUGUUAGAAGUGUUGUUCUCACUUGGCCAAGUAGCAGGUCUUCUGUCCUCGUGCUCGCAUGAUCGUGGAGUAUCCACAAUCAUCUUUGAACUCAAAAGAGUUUUUGAAAUUACGACGGCUCUAUUCAUUGUUGCCUCAACAUCAAGAUCGAUAUCGAAAGCACGCAAUGGUUGGAU